UAUGACCCCAGGGACGCUGCUGCUGCUGCUGCUGUUGCUGCUGGGGGCGCUACACACCCCGGGCGCCCGCGGCUCGGAAGCAGAGGGCCUCCUCCGCAAGAAGCUUUUCUCGGGCUAUGAUAGCUCGGUGAGGCCGGCGCGAGAAGUGGGAGACCGCGUCGGGGUCAGCAUCGGUCUCAGUCUGGCGCAGCUCAUCAGCCUGAACGAGAAAGAUGAGGAGAUGAGCACAAAGGUGUACUUAGACUUGGAAUGGAAAGACUACAGGCUGAGCUGGGACCCCACAGAGCACGAAGACAUCGAGUCACUGCGCAUCGCCGCCGAGUCUGUGUGGCUUCCGGACGUAGUGCUCCUAAACAACAAUGAUGGAAAUUUUGACGUCGCGCUGGAUAUUAACGUCGUGGUGUCCUCUGACGGCUCCGUGCGCUGGCAGCCCCCGGGCAUCUAUCGUAGCAGUUGCAGCAUUCAGGUCACCUACUUCCCCUUCGACUGGCAGAACUGCACCAUGGUGUUCAGCUCCUAUAGCUAUGACAGCUCAGAGGUCAGCCUGCAGACUGGCUUGGGUCCUGAUGGGCAGGAGAGGCAGGAAGUGCACAUUCAUGAAGGGACCUUCAUUGAGAAUGGCCAAUGGGAGAUUAUCCACAAACCUUCUCGGCUAAUCCAGCCUCCAAUGGAUCCUAGGGGAGGUGGGGAAGGACGGCAUCGUCAAGAAGUCAUCUUCUACCUUAUCAUUCGCCGGAAGCCUCUCUUCUACCUGGUCAAUGUUAUUGCCCCAUGCAUCCUCAUCACUCUCUUGGCGAUCUUUGUCUUCUACCUUCCACCAGAUGCAGGAGAGAAGAUGGGGCUUUCCAUCUUUGCCUUGCUGACCCUUACUGUGUUCCUGCUGCUGCUGGCAGACAAAGUGCCUGAGACCUCCCUAGCAGUCCCCAUUAUUAUCAAGUACCUCAUGUUUACCAUGGUCCUCGUCACCUUCUCAGUCAUCCUUAGUGUUGUAGUCCUCAACCUGCACCACCGCUCACCCCACACCCACCAGAUGCCCCUUUGGGUCCGACAGAUCUUUAUCCACAAGCUCCCUCUGUACCUGGGUCUGAAGAGGCCCAAACCUGAGAGAGACCAGAUGAUGGAGCCACCACCUCUAGCUCUCAGGGAUUCUCUAGGAAGUGGCUGGGGUCGGGGAACAGAUGAAUAUUUCAUCCGGAAGCCACCGAGUGAUUUUCUGUUCCCCAAACCCAGCAGGUUCCAGCCUGAACUCUCUGCCCCAGACCUGAAGCGGUUUUUCGACGGCCCAAACCGGGCUGUGGGCCUGCCUCCUGAGCUACGGGAAGUCGUUUCCUCCAUCAACUACAUCGCUCGACAGUUGCAGGAACAGGAGGAUCACGACGCGCUGAAGGAAGACUGGCAGUUUGUGGCGAUGGUAGUGGACCGCCUCUUCCUGUGGACCUUCAUUAUCUUCACCAGUGUUGGGACCCUAGUCAUCUUCCUGGAUGCAACAUACCACUUGCCCCCCGCUGACCCCUUUCCCUGAGGACCAGAGAGAGAGAGAGACCCACGCUCUGGUCAGUUGAGUGGAGUUGGGCAGUACUCUCAAGUGCUAUUCCUUUCUGCCUAUACUUCUUCUCUAGGAAUCCCAUCCCCUCCACACUGCCUUUCAGGGAGGGCAUGUGAGUGGGGGUCUUGGGCCCACCUGAAAUACACACUAUGAGCUUAUUUACUCUUUGGCUUUUUAAAAGAAGCUCUUUUGGAUAUCAACACUUAAAUCUCCAAUGAAAUAUAACAAAGAACAACUAAGCCUUAGGAAGGCAGGAACUGUGUCAUGUUCACUGUAACAUCACUGACGCUACUAUAGGCCCUGAACUAGAAAUGUUUCGCACUAGCUGAAUCACAGGGCAAAAGUGUUCUCCCUCCACCCUGAGUUAAUAAUGCUAUAUUUGCAUGUUGGGACGAGUUAUGUUUUCCCCCUCCUUUUUUUACCUUUCCAUAAUAAUGUGAUGUUUUGUGAUGAGUAUUACUUUAGGAUAAAAAAGGUCAUUUCUAAAAGGAUGUAUUUGUAAUGAGAUGGGGGAGGAAGCACAUUUUAAAAACCUCCAUUCAAGUUCCAGCUUUGGUGCUCACACUUUGGGCAAGUCACUAAACUCCACUGUGCCUAUGUGUCCACAUCUGUAAGUGAAGCUACUUAGUCUGAAGAUUGUGUGAAAAUAUGGGGCAAGUGCUAUGAAGUUUUUAUCAAAGGUUGCAAACUAGUAUUUUUUGACAAGUUAUUGGCUUGCAGUUUUUUCGAUUUGAGUUAGUUCACUACUUUAAAAAACUGGAUAUUUCACAGAGAAAUCUGGAUUUCUUUUCUCAAUAAAUUCCAAAAACUUCAGCAACACUGGGUCCGAUUCCCUGUUGGCAGUAAAGCACUAGAGCUGAUUAGUGGCUGCCCACUCUUGUUAGGGUGUUUAUGCCAGAAUUUCUCUAAGCUCCCAUCUACUGACAUUUUAUCUGCUCAUCCAUAACACCAGAGAAAAUACAGGGAAGAGGGGCCAGGUUUUGAAACCAAAGCGGGGGCUGGGAAUAGAAAAAGAAAGGUCACUGUGUCCACUCUGGCUAUCACAUGUUUUAUGCCUCAGUUUCCCUUCAGUUUGAAGAAAAGGUUGCACUUCGUUUAAAGCAGUCUUUCUGGGACAGAGCUCUUGUGCCCAGCGGCCUCUAUGUACUGGACUGUUAAUGUUUCUGUCUAGAGGUCACACUAAAGUCAGCUUGAGCCCAGUGGCUGCAGCAGUUAAAGUGAAGUAGGAUUAACCAGGUCUCACACCUAGUCAAUUUUUAGAAGUAGUUGUUCUAAGAGGGAGAAUAGGGCUACCAU
Messenger RNA from Condylura cristata (star-nosed mole), 2842 nucleotides. RefSeq names its product cholinergic receptor, nicotinic, beta 1 (muscle) (gene CHRNB1). Gene Ontology annotation, cellular component: postsynaptic membrane; neuron projection; synapse. Gene Ontology annotation, molecular function: transmembrane signaling receptor activity; acetylcholine-gated monoatomic cation-selective channel activity. NCBI's taxonomy places the organism in Eukaryota, Metazoa, Chordata, Mammalia, Eulipotyphla, Talpidae. Gene Ontology annotation, biological process: chemical synaptic transmission; signal transduction; nervous system process. The transcript is spliced from 11 exons. The record is from RefSeq and is a predicted model, not a curated record. The coding region runs from base 2 to 1522 and encodes 506 amino acids.